ACUUGAAGGACCAAAAGUUUAAUUUUCUCCACCUCGCCGCACGCGAUUCUCUCGCCCCGUCCUCUUCUUCUUAACUCCACUCGGCACGCGAUUUUCUCGCCCCGUCGUCUAUCAGCGCCGCGGCUCACCCCCAUGCGACCCUAGCUUCGCUCGCUCUCCGGCGUAGCUUCUCCCUUUUCCCUGCCGCGGCGGAUCUGCGUCGGCAUUUGACGGCGGUAUCUCCGCCUCUUCUUCAUCUCUCCUCAUCGUUUCUAGGGGGAGCUGACAUUACAGGCCUGGUCUGCACCAAUGGAGGCAAUGCGCAAAAAGGAGGCAACAGCAACGGCUUGUUCUGAAGACAACCGUAAAGGUGUACAUGGUGUAUCCAUGAAUGGGCUAUACGAUCCUUGGAAUCCUGCCUACCCUCCACGUGAUCCUAGUCCAUGCGAUGCUGACAUGGCUGCUCAUAUCGCAUCAGUCAAGGAGUGGAUGGACAAAACACAGGCUAUACUUGCUAACUCCAGAGCAACCAAUAUAAUCAUACCAGAUCGUACUCCGCAGUUCGUAAAUGAUGUGCUCUUCGAUAUAUUACCCGCCUUGGUGCCAAUCUUGGAAAAGGAUAAUGUCAGAUCUUUCCUUCGCUUCUUCAAUGAGAAUGGAAGGGCCAUGUCUUGGGGUUUCAUCAUCACGCCAGAAACUUUAAACCAGAUAAUCGUGUCUAAUGCAGUGCGAUGUGCCAAAGUUGUCUUGGUUGGUGAUGAUCCUGAGCUUCAUGGUUUCCGAGCCAAUCCCAACUGCAUGACACAAUAUGGGUACUUUUCCCUCCACCGAGCUGCUGAUAUGUUCUCUGUUGAUAUGAUUGAGUUGCUCUUGCGCCAUGGUGCGUCUGCCAAUCUACGCACAUCUGGUGAUCUAGUCCCUGCUGACCUACUCCCACUCCAUGUUGCGGUUGAGAACACUUCCAUGCAUAAGUACCUUGAGGACAGUCUAAAUCCUAGUCAACAGCGUGUGGACUGCAGCCAGGCAGACAUCAACUAUAUCCUCAAGCUCAUCCACAUCCUGUGCUUACCUGAAAUGAAAAUCUUCUUGGAUACAACUAGGCUGCUAGCCAAACACACAGAUGAUCUGUUAGAUGAGCUCUGCAAGUACAUAGUAGAUGGGAAGAUCGUCCAUACGGCUGUUUUGCUCCUAGCAGCUCAAAAGCAGAUCCGCGGGCUAUCUUCCUGCAAUGGAUGUGGGAGUAGUAAGAAAGAUGGGUUUGGUACUAUCACUAACUUUGUCGUGGACAACAUUACUGCUAUAAAGAUGCGCCAAAACAGACUGGAAAUGGAGCCACUAGAGGUGAAAAAGGAGCUUCUUGAUGUUACAUUGAAUCUUGUUCAUGUAAUUUUCAAAGCUGGUGAAGCUCUUGAUGUUUACAUAAGGUCUCAUCCAAAGAUUCCCUGUGUCAUGGAAGUGGCCCAUGCGGAGGUCUUUGAACAUGUUACGCUCAUUCUGAAGGAUCAUGGAUUUUUUUCUAUUGGAGAUGGCAUAGAUAUUGGAAAUCUCCACCCCUAUCGGAAUGUGCUAUCCUCUCAAGAGCUACCUCACAAAUUAGCGGAGAUGGCUAGGAUCAAAGCAGGUCUGAAAGUGCCUUGUCUGCGAAAUGGAAAGCCUAAAGUGAAGAAAGAUCCCAGGGGAUGGGAGCUCAAAUUUGCAAGGAGAAGUUUCUUCCAAUCUCAAAGAUCAGUGUUAACAUCAGAGCUUAGUGUGAAGUUCUUCGCUCAUAAGGAGAAGACCUCGGAUAAGUCAACCGGCAAAGCAUCUAUGUUCAUGGGCGGAACUCUGCAGCCAAAAUUUAAUUAUCAGCCCAGAAGGAUGUUUGGUACAGUGGCAUUGACGCUGUUGAAAGCGCUAAGGAAGGCAUGACGAAGGAGUUGGCAAUAUCUUGCAAUUUACCCCCAAUCAUGUACCUGCAUUCAAGUAUUCAGUGUGCAGGAUGUGCUAAACGUGGGAUGUCGUAGCAAAGUAGCAGUAACUUAAGCUCAACUUCGCAAUAAUUCUGAAUCAUGUUUUGUAAAGGAAGUUAAAAGCCCAUGCGAGUGAGACAAUGGUUGCGGUGUGGCUGACAGUAGCCACAACUAUUACUCUUUUCAAUCAUAAUGGUGCAAGAAUGUUCUAUUCUCCUUAA
Molecule: messenger RNA, 2149 nt
Organism: Triticum aestivum (bread wheat)
Lineage: Eukaryota; Viridiplantae; Streptophyta; Magnoliopsida; Poales; Poaceae
Exons: 10
Coding region: 289-1887 (532 amino acids)
Biological process (GO): positive regulation of protein catabolic process; protein ubiquitination
Molecular function (GO): protein binding
Source: RefSeq, a predicted model, not a curated record